Messenger RNA from Saccharomyces eubayanus, 1098 nucleotides. RefSeq lists its product as uncharacterized. NCBI's taxonomy places the organism in Eukaryota, Fungi, Ascomycota, Saccharomycetes, Saccharomycetales, Saccharomycetaceae. The transcript has a single exon. The coding region runs from base 1 to 1098 and encodes 365 amino acids. The record is from RefSeq and is a predicted model, not a curated record. Gene Ontology annotation, molecular function: oxidoreductase activity, acting on the CH-CH group of donors, NAD or NADP as acceptor.
AUGGUCUUGGCUAAGCAAUGGGUUCUAAAAAAUUUACCGGCUCCUGGUAAGCCAUUCAAUUUUAAUUUUACUGAUCCUGAAUGCACUUUCGAACUAACUGAGAAAGAACUCUCUCCAGAACAACUAAAGAGCGGUGAAAUACUAUUAGAAAUACAUUACUUGUCUAAUGAUCCUGCUCAAAAAUUUUGGAUUUCCUCGAUGGAUAAAAAUUAUGCAAAAGGUGUCCAACCUGGUGAAAUUAUCCCUGCAAGAGGGAUAGCUAAGGUCUUGGCUUCUAAAAACGAAAAGUUUGCUCCUGGUGAUUAUGUCUCUGCAAAAACUGGUUGGACUACCCACGUUAUAGUUCCUCAAUCAGAUAUUAGAGAAGCGAGAAAAGUUGAUAAAGAUAGGGUGGGAAAAUUGUGGUGGUAUUUAUCAGUCUUGGGUGGUACUUCAUUAACAGCGUACUUUAUCUUCUUCGCCUACGCUCAACUGCAAGAAAGAGAAGAAGAUUAUGGCAAAGUGUAUUUAAUAUCUGGUGCUGCUGGUGCUGUAGGUACAAUUUGCGUUCAGUUGGCAUUAAACGUUUUCAAAGCAUCAAAGGUUAUUGCUAUUGCUGGUGGUCCAGAAAAGGUUCAAUUUGUUGAAGCUUUCGGAGACAAUGUCGUUGGUGUUGAUUACAAAGAUCCAGACUUCAAAAAGAAACUUAUCGCAGCCGCUGGCGGUGCAAAUACCGUCGAUUACUUUAUUGAUAAUGUCGGUGGUGAUGUACUAGAGGCUGGUGUUAUACUUUUAAAGCAAAAGGCUAUGUUGAUUGCCUGUGGUGCUAUCAGUGCCUAUAACGAUCCAUCAAAAUUUGUGUUUAAAAGUUACGGCUUUGUUCUAACCAAGAGAUUGGUUAUCAAAGGGGUUUUAGUAACGGAUUAUGUGGAUGAGUUUCCAGAAGCAUUGAAAAAACUAAGUGUUUUCGUAAAAAACGGCCAGAUCGGCUUGGAGAAUUCAGCCACUCUUGAAGAUGGUAGCGCUGAUAAUUUUAAGAAUGUUCCCUUGAUAUGGAAGGGUUUAUUUAGCGGUGCUAAUAAGGGUAAACUUAUUACCGAAGUUAUUAAAAACGACUAG